AUGACAUCAUCUGUGCCCACCUCUCCGCAUGGCUCCGCCCACCAGAAGGUGUGCCACUGUCAGACGCAGACGGAUGCCCUGAAGCCACUGCUGAGUGGGACAGGGCCCGGGAGCCAGACGCACCGCCGCCGCCGCCGUGUCCUGUCCAAAGACGGGCGGAGCAAUGUACGCAUUGAGCACGUGAGUGGGCGGGGAGCUCUGUAUCUGCGCGACCCCUGGACCACCUUUGUGGACAUGCAGUGGCGAUACAAGCUAGUACUGUUCAGUGCCACUUUUGUUGGAACGUGGUUCACCUUUGGACUGCUGUGGUACCUGCUGGCCCUGGUACAUGGAGACUUGCUGGAGUUUGAGCCUCCGGCCAACCACACACUUUGUGUGAUGCAGAUGCAGACUCUGACAGGAGCGUUCCUCUUCUCCUUGGAGACACAGACCACCAUUGGCUACGGCUUCCGUUGCAUCACCGAAGAGUGCCCGUCUGCUAUCGUCCUGCUUAUCAUUCAGCUCCUUAUCACCACUGCCAUGGAGAUCUUCAUCACCGGAACCUUCCUUGCAAAGGUGGCUCGGCCAAAGAAACGUGGUGAGACAGUCCGCUUUAGCCAGCAUGCAGUGGUAGCCAAUCACGAUGGGAGGCCAUGUCUCAUGAUUAGGGUGGCCAAUAUGCGCAAAAGCCUCCUACUGGGCUGCCAGGUGACAGGGAAGCUGCUGCAGCCAUGCGUGUCUAAAGAGGGCGAGACGGUGCGUCUGGACCAGAGAAACGUCACCUUCAGUGUGGACACAGCCAGCGAGAGUCCCUUCCUCAUCCUUCCCCUCACCUUCUACCACACUAUUGACAAUGACAGCCCACUUAGAGCAUGGGCAGCCAAGGGUGGGGGGUGGACAGACCCAGAGCUGGCGGAUUUUGAGCUGCUAGUGAUGAUGAGCUCUACAGUGGAACCCACCUCUGCCACUUGCCAGGUGCGCACGUCCUACCUGCCUGACGAGAUCCUCUGGGGCUAUGAGUUCCCGCCCAUCGUCUCUCUGUCUCCAAUGGGCAAAUACGUAGCGGACCUUGCCUACUUUGACAAGGUCAUCAAGGCCAAGACCCCACCCCUUUUCAAAGAGUCACCGCCUUCCAACCGUCAAAAUUACAGUAGUAGCGGAGGAGUUGAGGGAGGGGACCCAGAGAAGAUGCAGUUAGAGCAAAGUUACAGAGAAAGAGGGGAAGAGCGAGGGAGGAUGAGAGACAGUAGCCCCUUUAGCGUUAGAAUCAGUAAUGUGUAAAAACACAUACACAUUUACAUGAACAGUAUGUUCCACACUGAAUGGACUGCAUGGAACUGUACUGAUUGCAGGGUCAGAAUGAAGAAUGUACUUUAGUUUUAAUGUCAAUGACACUACUGCUAUAAAGAAGCUGCACUUUAGAGUCUCCUAAAAAAGCAACACUGGAAAUCCUUGUUAUAAUCUGGAGCUUGUUUGACACUUUAAUAUUCAGUACCUCCCUCCUCUUUCUACUAAAAUCACUGGGACUCCAUAGACAUUAGAACGAUAGUAUUUAAUUUUGGUCUGUUCAUUGUAAUUUAACAAUUUUAACCGUGUUGCCUUCAAGAAGGCAAUAGUGAAACAAUAGCUCCAUCUAGUGGUUGUACUGUACUGAACCACCUCAAGGAGUUUUGCACUGGAACCCUAGUAAUGCAGCCCAGCUGCUUUUCACUAGAGCCUUUUAUGAUCUUCCUGAAAUGCCUGGACAUUGAAUAUAAACAUUUAGCUGUUGAGGAUAUAGACAAUGAUAAUAAUGAGGAUGGCAGCAAAGAUAACGAUGACAGUGUAAUGACUGUGUUGACAUUGAAAUGCAUGUUAGUUCUGAUGAGGACUGAAAGUGUGUUUACAAUUGGACAGAAUGUUUCUGUAUGUUUCAGUAUGAAGCUGCUUAGCUAUUUCUGAUGAUCACAUCAUUUUUUAUGAAUUGUGACAAUUUGACACUGUUAACGAAUUGCCUUUAUUACUUAUUACCUCACCAGAUAUUAUUAUUACAGCACUUAAGAAUCAAAUUAACUCUGAACAAUAGAUUUUUUUGUCUUCCUGUCUAUGCCGCUGCUAUGUUAGUGUUGCUGCCAUGCUAAGAAUGGUCCACUACCCAAUUAAUAUUUGGUCAGCAGUGGUCCCUUUCCAUUAAUGGAUGUGGUAGAAGGGGUGCAAUAACAGAUGGGCUACAGUCAACAACUGUAAACCUACACAGUGUACCUAUAUAGUAGGUGUUUCUGGUAAAACGGCCAGUGAAUGUGGGUACAAGGUAGGUGUUUCUAAUAAACUGGCCACUAUUAAAAAUACUGUAA
This is a messenger RNA of Colossoma macropomum (tambaqui), 2312 nucleotides long. Its product is annotated as ATP-sensitive inward rectifier potassium channel 10. The transcript has 5 exons. The record is from RefSeq and is a predicted model, not a curated record. Gene Ontology annotation, cellular component: plasma membrane. NCBI's taxonomy places the organism in Eukaryota, Metazoa, Chordata, Actinopteri, Characiformes, Serrasalmidae. Gene Ontology annotation, molecular function: inward rectifier potassium channel activity. The coding region runs from base 1 to 1260 and encodes 419 amino acids. Gene Ontology annotation, biological process: potassium ion import across plasma membrane; regulation of monoatomic ion transmembrane transport.